CAGUGAGCGGAAGAGCAUCUGCAAUGUCAAACACUCCUACCCACAGCAUUGCAACCUCUGUCUCCCAACCUCAGACGCCAACUCCGAGUCCUAUCAUUUCUCCUUCAGCCAUGCUACCAAUCUACCCUGCUAUAGAUAUCGAUGCACAGACUGAGAGUAAUCAUGACACAGCGUUGACACUUGCUUGUGCUGGUGGCCACGAAGAACUGGUACAAACACUGUUAGAGAGAGGAGCCAAUAUUGAACACAGGGACAAGAAAGGGUUCACUCCGCUUAUUUUGGCUGCUACAGCUGGCCACGUGGGUGUUGUUGAAAUCUUACUGGAUAAUGGAGCUGAUAUUGAAGCCCAGUCUGAGAGAACCAAGGACACACCCUUGUCUUUGGCUUGUUCAGGAGGGAGACAAGAGGUGGUGGAGUUGCUGCUAGCUCGAGGGGCAAACAAAGAGCACAGGAAUGUUUCUGAUUACACACCUUUAAGCCUCGCCGCUUCUGGUGGUUACGUGAACAUUAUCAAGAUACUGCUAAAUGCUGGGGCAGAAAUAAAUUCCAGAACUGGUAGCAAAUUGGGCAUUUCUCCAUUAAUGUUGGCAGCUAUGAAUGGGCAUACUGCUGCUGUCAAGCUAUUACUGGACAUGGGCUCUGACAUAAAUGCCCAGAUAGAGACCAACAGGAAUACGGCACUAACUUUGGCUUGUUUUCAAGGGAGAACUGAAGUGGUUAGUCUGCUGCUUGAUCGAAAAGCUAAUGUGGAACAUAGAGCUAAGACUGGUCUCACACCGUUAAUGGAAGCAGCUUCCGGUGGAUAUGCGGAAGUGGGCAGAGUUCUGCUGGACAAAGGUGCAGAUGUCAACGCUCCUCCAGUACCUUCCUCGAGAGAUACAGCUUUAACCAUCGCAGCAGACAAAGGGCACUACAAAUUCUGUGAGCUUCUCAUUAGCAGAGGAGCUCACAUUGACGUGCGUAACAAGAAGGGGAAUACUCCGCUGUGGCUGGCAGCAAAUGGAGGGCACCUAGAUGUUGUCCAACUGCUAGUUCAAGCUGGAGCUGAUGUGGAUGCUGCUGAUAACAGGAAAAUAACUCCUCUUAUGGCAGCCUUUCGAAAGGGUCAUGUAAAAGUGGUGCGCUACCUAGUGAAAGAAGUAAACCAAUUUCCAUCAGACUCGGAAUGCAUGAGAUACAUAGCAACAAUUACUGAUAAGGAGAUGCUGAAGAAGUGCCACCUGUGUAUGGAAUCAAUUGUUCAAGCCAAAGAUAGACAGGCUGCUGAAGCCAAUAAAAACGCAAGCAUUCUUUUAGAGGAACUGGACUUGGAGAAGCUAAGGGAAGAAAGCAGGAGACUGGCUUUGGCUGCCAAAAGAGAGAAAAGAAAGGAGAAAAGGAGGAAGAAAAAAGAAGAACAAAGACGAAAACUAGAAGAAAUAGAAGCGAAAAAUAAAGAGAAUUUUGAACUUCAGGCUGCUCAGGAGAAAGAGAAGCUGAAAGCUGAAGAUGAUCCAGAGGUCCCAAUGGAGCCUCCUAGCGCUACCACUACAACCACCAUAGGCAUCUCUGCCACUUGGACAACAUUAGCAGGUUCCCAUGGGAAGAGGAAUAACACCAUCACCACAACAAGCUCCAAAAGGAAAAACAGGAAAAAUAAAGUAACCGCUGAUAAUGUUCAGAUUAUAUUUGAUGAUCAACUCCCAAUUUCCUAUAGUCAACCAGAAAAAGUGAAUGGUGAAUCUAAGAGCAGCAGUACUAGUGAAAGUGGUGAUAGUGACAACAUGAGGAUUUCCAGCUGUAGCGACGAAAGCAGCAAUAGCAACAGCAGCCACAAAAGUGACAAUCAUUCUUCCACAGCCGUUACUAACACACAGAGCAGCAAAAAGCAACCAUCGGUUCUUGUCACUUGUCCAAAGGAUGAGCGGAAAGCAGUUACUAGCAAAUCGUCAAUAAAGUUGUCUGAAGUUAUUAGUGAGGUGACGAGUAACUCCUUGUCUACUUGCACAAAAUCUGGUCCUUCUCCCCUUUCUUCUCCAAAUGGAAAGCUAACGAUUGCUAGUCCUAAACGUGGUCAGAAAAGGGAAGAAGGAUGGAAGGAAGUUGUGAGAAGAUCCAAGAAGGUUUCGGUUCCAUCAACUGUGAUUUCCAGAGUCAUUGGCAGAGGAGGAUGCAACAUCAAUGCGAUCCGUGAGUGCACGGGGGCGCACAUAGACAUUGACAAACAGAAGGACAAGACUGGAGAUCGAAUAAUAACGAUAAGGGGUGGCACAGAAUCAACGAGACAGGCCACGCAGUUGAUCAAUGCUCUGAUUAAGGAUCCAGAUAAGGAAAUUGAUGAACUUAUUCCAAAGAACCGUUUGAAGAGUUCGGCUGCGAACUCCAAAGUAGGGUCAUUGACACCUGCCACCACUACAGCUGCUAACAGUUCUCUCGGGGGCAUCAAAGUGACCACCGUAGCUGCUUCGUCGACAUCUCAGACAGCCUCCGCGCUCACCGUGCCUGCAAUUUCUUCAGCAUCCACUCACAAAACCAUUAAGAAUCCAGUGAAUAAUGUGCGGCCUGGUUUCCAAGUUUCUCUUCCAUUAGCGUAUCCUCCUCCGCAGUUUGCACAUGCUUUACUCGCUGCUCAGACUUUCCAGCAAAUCCGUCCACCCCGGUUGCCCAUGACACACUUUGGAGGUACUUUCCCGCCGGCGCAGUCCACGUGGGGUCCGUUUCCUGUUAGGCCCUUGAGCCCUGCAAGAGCUACCAACUCGCCGAAACCUCACAUGGUGCCUCGCCAUAACAGUCAGAACAGCAGCGGUUCUCAGGUGAAUUCAGCAAGUUCUUUGACAACUAGUCCGACAGCUACAACAAAUUCAGUGGCUUCUACUGUGCCUGGUUCUUCUGCAAACGGCAGUCCAAGUUCACCUUCAGUCAGAAGACAGCUUUUUGUCACGGUCGUGAAGACAUCAAACGCCACAACAACCACAGUGACGACCACGGCGAGUAACACGAGCACAGCGCCUACAAAUGCCACGUAUCCAGUUCCUACUGCCAAAGAACACUACCCCGCGUCUUCCCCGUCAUCUCCUUCUCCUCCUGCGCAGCCAGCAGGCGUUUCCAGAAGCAGCCCUUCCAACUGCGCGGCAGCCUCUCCGAAUAAAGGUGCGCCUUCGUCUGAUCCAGAAGUGGGUAGUCCACCAGCAGUGGAAACGAGCAGCUCGACCAGCAGUAGGCAGCCCAGUUCUGGUCCUGGCAGCUCGUCUGCCCACCCUGCUCAUCAGCAGCCUCCGGGAGCUCCUCUGCAAGAGGCAAGACCCCCUCUUCAGCAACCUCAGGUUCCUGCACCAGAUCCUCGAAUGGUUGUGCCUCCAAAUUUAGCAGCGACAAGCUCAUCUGCUCCUGUGGCAGGUCCAACAAAUGCCCCGAUGACCUAUCCGAUGUCUCAGGCGUCAGUGGGGUCUUCACAGCCCACAGCGAAGAUGGAAACGCCGGCCAUCAGACCGCCUGUCCAUGGCACCGGUAGUGUCCACAAGAAUCCACCUCCCGUGCAAAAUUCCUCUGUCGCAGUCCUCAAUGUUAAUCACAUCAAAAGGCCCCACAGUGUUCCUUCUUCAGUGCAGCUUCCUUCUACCUUAAGUACACAAAGUGCUUCUCAGAAUUCAGCCCACCCAGCAAACAAGUCUAUGGGUAACAAUUUCAGUGCUACUUUACCAUUUGGGCCCUUUAGUACGUUGUUUGAAAACAGUCCUACGUCUGCUCAUGCCUUCUGGGGUGGUUCCGUCGUUUCAUCUCAGACAACACCAGAGUCUAUGCUAUCAGGAAAGUCUUCAUUUUUGCCAAAUUCGGAUCCUUUACAUCAGUCUGAUACUUCCAAAGCCCCGGGUUUUAGGCCACCGUUACAGAGGCCAGCUCCAAGUCCCUCAGGUAUUGUCAGUAUGGAUUCACCCUAUGCUUCUGUAACACCUUCUUCUACACACCUGGGUAAUUUUGCCUCAAACCUUUCGGGAGGUCAGAUAUACGCGCCUGGGACACCUCUUGGCGGAGCACCGGCAGCUGCUAAUUUUAACAGACAGCAUUUUUCCCCACUCAGUUUAUUGCCUCCAUGUUCAUCAGCAUCAAAUGAAUCUCCUGCUCAGUCGGUGUCUUCUGGAGUAAGAGCGCCAUCUCCCACCCCUUCAGCAGUGUCCUUGGGAUCAGAAAAACCCAGUAAUGUUUCUCAGGACAGAAAAGUUCCUGUUCCGAUUGGGACUGAACGGUCUGCACGUAUUAGACAAACUGGAACUUCUACUCCGUCUGUUAUCGGGAGCAACUUAGCUGCUCCGGUGGGACAUAGUGGGAUCUGGUCCUUCGAAGGUAUAGGUGGCAGUCAAGAUAAAGUGGACUGGUGUCACAGCGGAAUGGGGAGCCACAUGAUCCACAGGCCCAUGUCUGACCCAGGGGUGUUCUCGCACCAAGCCAUGGAGAGAGACAGCACGGGAAUUGUAACGCCUUCCGGUACAUUCCAUCAGCCCGUUCCUGCAGGAUACAUGGACUUCCCAAAAGUCGGGGGUAUGCCUUUUUCUGUGUAUGGGAAUGCAAUGAUUCCUCCUGUAGCCCCCAUCACAGAUGGUACUGGAGGCCCUAUAUUUAAUGGGCCUCAUGCUGCUGACCCAUCUUGGAACUCGCUGAUAAAAAUGGUUUCAAACUCCACAGAAAACAACGGGCCUCAGACGGUGUGGACUGGAACUUGGACACCUCACAUGAACAGUGUGCAUAUGAACCAGCUUGGCUGAGUGGGAUCAACUUGCUAGCCUUGAGAUUCCUUUUUUGCAGAGGAAAAUACAAAUGGCAGAAACAGUUUAUGUGCUCCCAGAUCAUUCUACUGAUGUGCUUGACUGAAGUGUGUAGGCUUUUUGCAGAAGAACUUACUAACUGACCUUUUUCUGUGAACAUUGUGACCGCCCAUUCCCCACCAUCAUACGUUUCAACUUAGUUAGCCUUUAUUCUUUCCUUUCUUUUUUUUUUUUUUGACAUAACUUUCUGUUGAAGCUGUUCUUUGGCUGGUUGGUUUUAGUACUGUAAACUGCUUCUGAGCAAACACAGAAAUUUAGCAAAAUUAUGUAAACUUGAUCCUGAAGUUUUAGAAUGGCAAAUAAAUGUACAAUUGUUUACAUAACAAAUGGCUAAGCAGAAAGUAAAUUUCAAUAUGUCAGUAUAGAGGCUCUACUUUAUGUAGACUUAAAUUAAUGUGAGAUAUGUACCUUCAUAUUCAGAAAUCUGGAUGUUUCCUUCAUACAUUAAACUAUUAAUAAGCAUAA
Messenger RNA from Phaethon lepturus (White-tailed tropicbird), 5264 nucleotides. RefSeq names its product ankyrin repeat domain-containing protein 17. The record is from RefSeq and is a predicted model, not a curated record. The transcript is spliced from 19 exons. Lineage: Eukaryota; Metazoa; Chordata; Aves; Phaethontiformes; Phaethontidae. The annotation marks the transcript as partial. Gene Ontology annotation, molecular function: RNA binding; protein binding. Gene Ontology annotation, cellular component: cytoplasm. Gene Ontology annotation, biological process: innate immune response.